CGAAGCCAGCCAGACAUAAUUACCAGGAUGAUGGGUUCUUCCACUUCGUUUCAGUUGUCUAGGUCCAAGUAGUUCGUUUCGUGAGUUAUCCAAAGUUGCGCCGCAAAGAUGAGUACUGCUAAUCGCUACCAACACAUCAAGUCAACUAAGCCUGUUGUAGGCAAAGCAAGAAAAUUGAAGGAUCUCAUGAUAAAAAGUGAUAAUAGGAUAUGUGCUGACUGUGGUGCACCUGAUCCCAAAUGGGCAUCUGCUAAUAUUGGAGUGUUUCUUUGCUUAAAAUGUGGAGAUGUUCAUAAGGCACUUGGUCCUGACAUCUCAAAGGUUUUAUCUGUAACUUUGGAUGAUUGGUCUGAUAGUGAUAUCGACUCCAUGGUUGAGGUUGAUGAUUACAGCAUGGUUAGUUUCAUUCCACUUGAUUUGAGAAAGGAAAGCAGCAUACAAUAUGUGCUAUCUUCUAUCGACACCUGUAUCCAAUAUGGGGAAGAUGCAGAUGUGAAGGUCAGGGACUUCGAAGAAGACGAAGACUAACCACUGGAUGUUGUA
This is a messenger RNA of Zea mays, 543 nucleotides long. RefSeq names its product ADP-ribosylation factor GTPase-activating protein AGD12. The record is from RefSeq and is a predicted model, not a curated record. NCBI's taxonomy places the organism in Eukaryota, Viridiplantae, Streptophyta, Magnoliopsida, Poales, Poaceae. The transcript is spliced from 7 exons. Gene Ontology annotation, molecular function: phospholipid binding; GTPase activator activity. Bases 109 to 528 code for a protein of 139 amino acids.